ACAAACUAAAAUUGGAAAAAAAAAAAAGAAAAAGAAAUAAGCUACGGAGCUCGCAGCAAUUACAAAGCAGUCCUUCACUAGUAUACAGUUCUCUCGAAUCUGCAUCUCUCAUCGCUGCGCUAAACUCAUUCCUAAUUGUUUCGCGAUAAUCGUUAGAUUUGUAAAAUACCAAUGUUCUUGACGAGGGUGUUUGGGAGGGCACUCUUUGGUGCUGCAGCCAAAUCCGAGGCCACAGUUUCCGCAGCUGCGGCUUAUUCUACUGGUGCACGCAACCCGCUUGAGGAAUUCUUUGAGGUCGAUAGAAAGCCAGAUGAUGAGAAGCCUGUUGUCUAUGGGCGGAGUUGGAAGGCUUCCGAACUUCGUCUCAAGUCUUGGGACGACCUUAAUAAGCUCUGGUAUGUUCUCCUGAAAGAAAAGAACAUGCUAAUGACUCAGCGACAAAUGCUGAAUGCUCAGAACUUGAACUUUCCCAGUCCCGAGCGUAUUUCAAAGGUACGCAAGUCAAUGUGCCGAAUCAAACAUGUCCUAACUGAAAGAGCCAUUGAAGAGGCGGAUCCUAGGAGGUCUGCUGAGAUGAAGAGAAUGAUCAAUGCCUUAUAACUUCCAAUUUCGUGUUCGGUGUUUAACUGAAUUCAUUGAUUACUUGAUAGGUCCUUUUGUCUGAGUGCAAGUAAUCUCUCAACAUUAUGGAUUAUUUUGCUGCAGCAUAUUAGUCAUGUUUCAUCUUUGGAGGCGUUUAUAGAUGAGAAAUUAAACCCUUCUGAGUGUUGACUGACUUAUUAAUAUAUAUUCAUUACAUUAUUUAUUUCUUUA
Molecule: messenger RNA, 813 nt
Organism: Salvia splendens (bonfire salvia)
Lineage: Eukaryota; Viridiplantae; Streptophyta; Magnoliopsida; Lamiales; Lamiaceae
Product: 39S ribosomal protein L47, mitochondrial
Exons: 4
Coding region: 172-600 (142 amino acids)
Biological process (GO): mitochondrial translation
Cellular component (GO): mitochondrial ribosome; mitochondrial large ribosomal subunit
Molecular function (GO): structural constituent of ribosome
Source: RefSeq, a predicted model, not a curated record